AUGUCAACUUUAACUUUUAAGUUUUCACCCUUGGAGGUGGGUGAAGACAAACAUAAUUAUGAAACCCCCAAAUCCUCAACACAGAAAUCCAUCAUCAAUGAAAAUGAUAAAGUUGAAGAGGAGAACCCAACCUUUUUAUCAAAUUCAUCUAAAUUCCUUUUACCAAAAACAUUCACUCGUAUAAACAUUAAAACAAAUAACAAUAAUAGUAUUAUUAACAAUAGUAAUAAUAAUAAAGAUAAUAAAGUAAGAAACAUCAAUAAUAAUUUAGAUAUUAAUAUUGAAACUACUUCAUAUGAUAUGGAUAACUAUAUAUGGAGUAAUGAUGAUAUAACUUCAUCAUCAUCAUCAACCACUACAUCUACAAAAGUCAAUAAUAAUCACAAGAAUAACAAUAAUAAUAACAACAACAAAAGUAUUGACAAAAAAUAUCAUUCUAAAGAUAAUAAAGAUAAAAAAGAUAAUAAAGACAACAAUAACAAUAAUAGCAAUAAUAAUGGUAAUAGUAAAAAAGAAUGUUUUCAUUUUAUUAAACAAGGAAGUUGCAAGAAAGGUGACAAAUGUGAUUUUUCACAUGUCAAAGUACAAAGCGGUUCAUUUACCAAAUCAACUUCAAAAACAACAACAACUACAACUACUACAACAACUUCAACAGCUAUAUCAAAAUCAAAUAUUAAAAACGAAGUAUUUGAAGAUCCUAGAUUAUGGUCGGUUGAAAGAGUUGGAAAGUGGUUGGAAUCUAUUGAUCUCGCUGCUUUGGUAGAAGUCUUUGCCGAGCAAGCAAUCGAUGGUGAUGUUCUACUCUCAAUCGGAACCGAAGAGUAUGAACAACUCGGUCUAAACAACAUCGGUAAGAAGAAAAAGUUUGAAUUGAACAGAGAUAAACUUGUUACUUCAAUGGUAGAGAAUACCAACAACAACAAUAGCAGCAACAACAAUAACAAGGUGAAUAGCGAUAGUGCACCACCAAAGAAAGAGAAGAAAGCAUAUGAACCAUUCAGAAACAAUCAUGCUAUCAAUGCUUACUUGGAAAAGAGAAUCGAUGAGUUGGAUAGAGGCGAUGAUAUCAUGCCAACACUCCAGUCGCCAAUGCACCAGGCGAGCAUCGAUGACAUCUUGGGACGCACAGGACUGGAGCCACAAACUAUGCGUCUCAUUCUCGGACUCUUUGGUCACAAGACGCUGAAAGAGAGUUUCCUCGACACUGCGAGCAACGCGCUGUUCAUGAAGUUGAUGAAAUCCAACUUUAUGUGCCAUUUCUCUGGACUCGCUAGUUUCAUAACGACCAGCCACUUUAGAGGAAGCAAACAGGUGCAAGUCGAUUGCAUUCAGGUGUUCUUGCAGAUCACUCAGAAGUUCUCGAAGGGCUACUCUCACAUUCCUCUGGAGACGUUCGAACGUGAGUGGAAGGCUUCUCCCAACUCGAAAGAUCCAAACAUUGACUUUUGGAUAAAGAAGAUUCGUCAACAGAACAUCAUGGACAAAGAGAGAAUCAUCUUAUCGAUGACCGAUGAUAUACCUAUUAGAUACCACGCACUCUCUAUCUAUCCAUCGAGAACCGAGUUGCGAUCCAAGACACUUCCACUCUUGAAACCACUCAGAGUUGGUCGCUAUGAAAGUGUAGAGGAGUAUAUCGAUACUCAAUAUUGUCUAUUACGUGAAGAUCUCAUUCAUCCAAUGAGAGAAGCACUCGCUGAUUUCGAAGCUGGUAAAUACUCAAGAUAUUUAUAUAAAGAUGUUAAAUUUAAGAGUUUAAGUUGUACAAAUACAUCUAUUUCAUAUAAUGUUCAGUUUAAACCAGAUAGACAAAUUAAUUGGCAAAAGUAUUCAAGACUGUUGAAAGGAUCGUUGGUUGGACUUAGUUGUGACCGUUUCAAUACUAUUGUUUGGGCAGUUGUUGAGAGUAGACCAAUGGAGGGUAAUGAUCCAAGAAUUACUAUCUCGAUUCUACAUGACUCCAAUGAUUAUCACGACGACGAUUUCGAUGGUAAUGGUAAUCAUAUUUUCGAUUCCGACUACAUGGAUGACUCUGAUGAGGAAGCGUUAUUUGAAAAGUUGUCAAAGUUUAAUGCUAUGAGCAACAGCGAUGAAGUGCUUUCCAAUUUGUUCUCCAAGACCUUCUUGAUGAUUGAAUCACCUGCUUACUUUGAGGCAUACAAGAGUGUUUUAAAGUCAUUAAAAGAUAUCGAUUCUGAGACACUCCCAUUCAAAGAAUAUCUAUUGGAAUGCGAUGUAGAUACACGCCCUCCAGAGUACAUUCGUAGAUUCCCAACAAUUGAUUUCUCCGAUGCUUUUGAAGAGGUGGAACCAUUCACCAAUAUCGAUGUGUUGAAAUCAUUCCCAUCGAAACUCGAUGCCCUAGAUGUCUCACAGAUGGAAGCCGUUCAACACUGUUUGAAAUCUGAAAUCUCUUUGGUUCAAGGUCCUCCAGGUACCGGUAAAACCUUUAUCGGUUUGAAACUCUUCGAGCUUCUAUUCCAACACAUCAAUAAGCAUAUGGGUUCUACCAAGCAUCCAAUCCUUGUCAUCUGUUAUACCAAUCAUGCAUUGGAUCAAUUCGUUCAAGGUUGUCUAAACACAACCAAGAGUAUUAUUCGUCUCGGAAGUAGAAGUAAGGAACCAGAGUUGGAGAAGUAUAACAUCAGAAAUCAUAUCAGCCGUUCACGUGGUCAAUGGGGAUUAAUUAAACGUCGUGAUUCACUAGUCGAUUCAAUCUCAAAGAUUGCUCUAAAACUCAGAGAUUCACUUAAUCUGAAUUACGAUGACCUCAAGAUGCUUGCAAAGUUUGAUCAUUAUGAAUCCAUGGCAUUUAGAGGACCUUCUUCCGUCAAGCAAUGGUUCGAUUCCAUCAAGAAUAUCAUCGUUCAACAGAAUAAGAAUCAAACAAGCAAUUUAACUGCUCAACAACAACAACAGCAACAACAACCACAACAACCUGUAGUUGAAGAUGAUGAGGAAAUUGAUGCUGAAACUCUUGAAGAGUUGAUGGAGAGUAGAAUGCAAGAUUUCGAAGUCAAGGAGAAGCUAGAUGAAAUCGAUAUUAGUUUGGCGUUGUGGAUCAACGACCAAGUAUCGAAUGACUAUUCAGAUGUCGAUAAUGUCCAUUCUUUGGAUAUUGGCGAGAGAAUUCAGUUGUAUAGACAUUGGCAGAAAAUCAAGAUUAGACAUUGUCUCGACGAGUUGAAUGUUUUAAAGGUUGAAUAUGAAAAGACAACCAGAGAGAUUCUAGAGUAUGAAGAUAUUGCCUAUAUGAAUGCAUUAAAACAUGCAGAUGUCGUUGCCGCCACAACCACUGGUGCCAGUAGAUUGAAGCGUGUCUUGGAGUCCAUCAAAUCGAGAAUAGUCAUCAUUGAAGAAGCAGCAGAAGUAUUGGAAUCUCACAUUGUCUCAGUGCUCCCAAAGACAGUCGAGCAUCUAAUCAUGAUUGGUGAUCACAAGCAAUUGAAACCUUCAUCACAAGUCUACCAACUCUCAAAGAAAUACAAUCUUAGUUUAUCACUUUUUGAGAGAAUCGUCAAGAAUGGAAUGUCAUUCAAGUCACUUGCUAUCCAAAGAAGAAUGGUUCCCAAUAUCUCUCAAUUUGUCAAACCAGUUUAUCCACAUCUCAUUGACCAUCCAUCUGUAAUCGAAAGAUAUACACAGGUGCACACAGUUCAAGGAAUGCCAUCGAAUGUAUUCUUCUUGGAUCAUCGUCACAUGGAGAAUUCCAACGAAACCAGCAAAUCAAACAUAUUUGAAGCUGAUUUUGUCGCACGUUUGGCAGAAUAUAUUGUCCAACACAACUAUUCACCAAACAACAUUGCCAUAUUGACGCCAUAUACUGGUCAGUUGCUAAAGAUCAGAAGUAGAGUUAAUAGAAUGAAUCUCAAAGGUAUUACGAUAAGAACAGUUGAUCAAUUCCAAGGUGAAGAACGUGACUUCAUCAUUCUCUCAUUGGUUCGUUCAAACAAUGAGGGAAGCACUGGAUUCUUGAGCAUUGAAAACAGAAUCAAUGUAUUACUAUCUCGAGCAAGAAAUGCAAUGUAUAUCGUUGGUAACUCACAACUGCUUUCCAAAGCCAACGAUCUUUGGGUCAACUUGAUCAGUAAACUCAAAGAAGAGAAGAAACUCGAUACAUUCAUUCCAUUGGUUUGUGUAAAUCAUCCUGAUACCAUUACUCAAAUUCGUAACGCUGCAGACUUUGACAAUGUUCCAGAAGGUGGAUGUAACAAGCGUUGUGAUGCUCGUUUAGAUUGUGCACAUCAAUGUCCUAGAUCCUGUCAUAUCGGUGAUUCAAAUCAUAAGAAUGUCACUUGCACUCAAUAUUGUCAUAAACCUCUGGAUGGUUGUGAUCAUAUUUGUCAAGGACAUUGUCACGAGGGUAGUCGUUGUGGGCCAUGCAAAACACAGGUCCAGGUGACUCUCCACUGCGGUCAUAGCACACAGAAAAGCUGCUCCACUCCAACUCCCUCAGUCAUCUGCCAGGUUCAAUGCCAAAAAUCAAGACCUGAUUGUGGCCACAAUUGCAAUGGUGUCCAUGUCUGUGGUGUAUCUUGCAUCAAAGAUCGUUGCCAAGUUGUAGUGAACCGUGUUUUCCCUUGCGGUCACAGCCACAAACUGCCAUGUUUCAACAAAUCGAUUUCUUGUAACAUCAAAUGCAAGAAAAUUCUGCCAUGUGGUCAUCCAUGUAAGGUGAUGUGCAAGGAACACAAGUUCGAGAAUGGUGAACUCGUCCAUCCGGAUUGUACAAAUGACUGCUCAAGAAAGUUGAUUUGCAAUCAUAUCUGUAUAGGACAUAAAUGCGUUGAGCAGUGUAAACCAUGCUCUCGUAAUUGUACCAAUCAAUGCAAACACUCAAAGUGUAAGAAACCAUGUAAUUUACCAUGUGACCCAUGUAAAGAACGUUGUCUUAGAUACGGUCCCAAUGGAGUACGUUGCUCCAAGCUGUGCAAUGAGAUAUGUGAUGUUACUAUCUCUGACGAAGCUUGUCAGAAGUUGCUCAAUUGUAAACAUCCAUGCCUGGGAUUAAGAGGUGAAACAUGUCCAGCUCUCUGUAGACAAUGUAACCCAACUUUUGUUGAACCAAUCUCACGAAUGGAACUGAAAGAAUUUCAACCUGAGGAAAGAUUCAUCCAGCUCGAUUGUAAGCAUAUAUUUGCUGUGGAGCAGCUAGAUACCUACAUGAAUAUGAAGGAAGAUGCAAUCGUUCUGAAGUGUUGUCCAGAGUGCAAGACUACCAUCUACUCGAAUAUCUUGCGUUACAAAGACAUUGUCAAUGAGAAUUGGAGAAACAUUGAAAAGAUCAAAGAACGACUCAGACACACCAUCACCAAAGAUGAGAUCAACCAAGUUAUUCAUGCCAAUGGAUUCACAGCAGGUCAUUGGUUUAAAUGCCCCAAGAACCAUAUCUAUUACAUUGAUGCCUGUGGAGGUGCAAUGGAAGUAGGUAAAUGCAUCGAAUGCAAAGAGCAAGUUGGUGGUACCAAUCACAGACUGUUAGACACAAAUUCACACUCGAAUGUAGAUGGAACAAUCAUGCCUCAAUAUCCCUAUGGUCAUGAACCACAAGGAUUUUAA
This is a messenger RNA of Heterostelium album PN500, 5556 nucleotides long. RefSeq names its product NF-X1-type zinc finger-containing protein. Gene Ontology annotation, molecular function: helicase activity; zinc ion binding; protein binding. Gene Ontology annotation, biological process: regulatory ncRNA-mediated heterochromatin formation. NCBI's taxonomy places the organism in Eukaryota, Evosea, Eumycetozoa, Acytosteliales, Acytosteliaceae. The record is from RefSeq and is a predicted model, not a curated record. The transcript has 3 exons. Gene Ontology annotation, cellular component: nuclear RNA-directed RNA polymerase complex; nucleus. The coding region runs from base 1 to 5556 and encodes 1851 amino acids.